UCAACUUCUACUUCCUGCUUCACAAACACACCAACUCCGCUCUGCGUGACUCAACCACCUUCCUGCGGGUUUCACGCACUUUUCUCAGGUUCCAAGUCCUGCAAAGUCCGACUCGAUUCGGUUCCGUCCCGCUCCCUCGUCUUCGGGCCGAACCGUUGGGUCCAGUUAACGGGUUGGGCGGGUUUAAUUAGAGAAGUAAGAGUGCAAUGGUUCUGAUUUGGGAUCGUUAAUCAGCGGGACACUUUGGAGGAGUUCCCGGACCACCCAGACCGAACCGGACCGGCUCGGUGCUGUAGAUUUACGGCCGGACCGGAACCCUGAAGUGGGUCGUUGAUCAUCAGCUGCCCGAAUCGGAGCUGCUCCCCUCCCAAUCCCGGGCAGAAGGACUCUGACACCCCGGUCCAGAUCCUGGUUCUGUACCGUUUCCAGGUUCGGAACAGUCCCGAAAGGCUCGUCCGGACCGGAUCCAACUGUCCCGACGCCCUCCGACCUGCACCUCAUGGCGUCCUUCAUCCUCCUCUUCCUCCUGGCCGUGACGGGCGGAGCCGUCAGCCAAUCCAACGACUCGACAGAACCGAUGUGCUACGACUGGGGCGAGUCCAGCCAGGCGGCGGUUCUGGUUCUGGACGGCGAGGCCGGCUGGGUCUCCUGCCCGCUCUUCUCUCACCCGGCCGUCUACAACUACACGACGGCCCAGAGCGCCGGGCACGACCUGGUCUGGUACCGCCUGCUGGACGGCCACGACCUGGAGCAGCCCAUCCCCUACAGCGCGCGGGUCAGCAGAGAGCGGGAACGGCUGUGGCUGCAACCGGCCGUCGUUAACGACACGGGGCAGUACAUCUGCAUGCUGCGCAACAAGUCGUCCUGCAGCAGGAUCGCCGUGCGUCUCCAGGUGCUGCUGCGAGACCAGGCGGUCCGAUCCGCCGGAUGCCCGCAGGUUGCCAUGGCAGCGACUGAGGCGCUGAUCGGCUUCCAGCAGGGAAAGACGCUGACCUGUCCGAACCUGCAGGACGCCUCCAAGAUGGCCGACAGCGACCCGACGGUCAACUGGACCUACGUGAACCAAGACAUGUCGAGGUGUGAUCCGUACCCGUUCUGGGACAAUCACAGGGAGCAGGUCAGAACCGAUCUCCAGAUCCACAACAUGCUGAUCCCCUAUGAGGGCCUGUACUUCUGCACGGUCUGGUACCGGCGGAGAGGCGGGUCGCUGAGCUUCACCAGGAGCAUCAAAGUCUCAGGGAUCUCAGAUCCCACCACCUUGCCCAAAGACCCGAUCAUCCUCCACCCGACCAACGGCAAGGUCUUCCCGGUCAGAACCAACUCAGACGUCCACCUGACCUGCAGAGGUCAGCUUCCUUUCAUCAUCGACAAACCUGAACGGGAGAUUUGGUGGACGGUGGACGGAAAGAGGGUGGAGCAGCUGAACGACGGCCGCUUCAGCCAAACCAACAGCACAACAGAUGACCACCGCGACCUGACAGCGGUGACCAUCCUGAAGAUCACAGACGUCCAAUCUGAAGAUCUGCAGCGAAACUUCACCUGCUCAGUGAAAAACGCGCGCGGCUCAAUGGCCCGCUGGGUCCAGCUGGAGGAAGAGGUGUCGCUGCCCUCCGUGGAGCUGGGCUGCGGCCUCGGCGUCACUCUGGUGCUCAUGCUGCUGCUCUUUGUGGUUUAUCACGUCUUCUGGCUGGAGCUGCUGCUGCUGUACCGCUCCUGGUUCGGCACCGACGAGCGGCACACAGACGAUAAGGAGUUUGACGUCUACAUCUCGUACGCGCGGAACAGCGAGGAGGAGCAGUUCGUCCUGUCGACGCUGCGCGGCGUCCUGGAGAACGAGCUCGGCUACUCCGUCUGCAUCUUCGACCGGGACAGUCUGCCCGGAGGGACCAUCACAGACGAGACACUGAGCUUCGUGGCUCGCAGCCGGCGCCUCCUGGUGGUGGUCAGCCCCGGCUACGCCUCGCGGGGCUCGCAGGCGCUGCUGGAGCUGAAGGCCGGCAUCGACAGCAUGGCGCUGGGCGGCCACCUGCGGGUCAUCCUGGUCCAGUACCGGCCCGUCCAGAGGCAGAGCCUGGUCCGGGAGCUGCGGCGGGCCCGCGUGGCGCUGGCGCUGGUCCGCUGGAAGGGGGACAAGUCCAAGGAGCUGACGUCCCGCUUCUGGAAGCAGCUGAGGGUGGAGCUUCCUGUGAGGAGAGCCGGCAGGGAGCAGCAGGAGGGGAGCAGCAAGGAGGCGGCGCUGAUGAGGCUCGUCAGCCAGAACAGCACCAACUCCCAGACCGGCCUCAUCAGCAACACCACCAAAACGCCUCAGAACAUCCCCAACUCCGCAGCCUGACCCGGACGGCUCCAAACCAACUGGAGCACAAACCAGUCAAACCAGUCCAACCGCUCCAGAGUCAGACUGUCAGACCCGCUCAGAGGAGCAAGUUCUGCUCUGGUACCAGCUGAUUAUUUGGUCCUGGAAGAGAGAACCAAUCAGGAUGCGCUAACAGAGGCGACAGAAGAUUGGAUUCAUCCGUGGAGAGCCAAAGAAGGUCAAAGGUCAACCAUUUUCUGCUGAACCUGAGCCAAGAGUUGGGUUCAAACCGGGUCAGACACACAGGGCGCCAUUUUUAAAGUUAGCAUCAAUAAUUUGGGAUAUUUAGUUUGACAUAAGGGAGAAAAAUGGAGAUUAAUUUCUAAAGUCAUAUUUUCAUUUCACCAUGUUGUCCAUUCAUUUAUAAAUGUCACACAUUCAAGCAAUUAUUUAAUUAGCAAGCUAAAUACUUAGCUCAACUAAAGCUACAUAUAUUUAGCUAACUAAUAUUCAGCUUCAACAUGUGGUUUAGUUUGAAGCUGAAUAUUUAGUUUUUAUUCUGGAUCAAAGUGUUUUUCUCUUCCUCAGUUUUCUGUUUGUUUUUCUGACUUCAGGUUUUCUGCAGACAUAAAACUCAGUUUUUCCCCAUAACACUAGUGUCAUAAAUCUAUUUAAUCUUCUCAUUUUCUAGUUUGAACUAUUUCUUUGUGAUGUUUUUUUUCCUUGUUUUCACUCAGAAUGUUUUGACAAUCAUGAAUGUUGAAUGAAACAAUAUUUCAAACAUUUGCCAAAAAGUCACAUUUAGUUUGUAAAAGUAAAUUUACAGUUUUAUCAGAAAGUGGUUAAACUAGCUGGAUAAAUCGAUCAGUGAAUGUAGCUCCAUGUAAAGAUGAAUGUUUUUCUCAUCUUUUGGAUCAAUUUGUUUGUUUUGGGGUUUUCUGCUCCACCUGGUGGUCAUUAGCGGAACUGCAUGUUUCAUCAAAGACAUUUCAUUGGAUCAUUUUGAAGAGAAACCAACAUGGAGAUGAAGGAUGGUGUCAUCCGCAUAGAGGCCGAUUGAAUCAUUUUAAUCCACUGAAGCAUUAAAUAUUUUCAUUUCUGCACAUUAUUUAAUUUCAUUUUAUUUUAAGAAAAGUUCCUACAGUUUAAUCAGUUGAAAUAUAUUUUUCGGGUUGAAAAACUCUGAUGCUGUUAAACAUUUAUGGGUCAGUAUUUUAAUAUUAGAACUCAUUCUGCACUUUGUCAUGCUUUGCUGCAUCUGUUUUUUUAUAUAUUUUCUUUUUGAUUAAUUAAAUAAUAUUUUCAUUUA
Messenger RNA from Xiphophorus maculatus (southern platyfish), 3605 nucleotides. It is a transcript of the gene il1rap, whose product is annotated as interleukin 1 receptor accessory protein. The record is from RefSeq and is a predicted model, not a curated record. Gene Ontology annotation, biological process: signal transduction. The transcript is spliced from 12 exons. NCBI's taxonomy places the organism in Eukaryota, Metazoa, Chordata, Actinopteri, Cyprinodontiformes, Poeciliidae. The coding region runs from base 500 to 2335 and encodes 611 amino acids.